Oncorhynchus gorbuscha (pink salmon) is the source of this 6740-nucleotide messenger RNA. RefSeq lists its product as uncharacterized. NCBI's taxonomy places the organism in Eukaryota, Metazoa, Chordata, Actinopteri, Salmoniformes, Salmonidae. Gene Ontology annotation, biological process: negative regulation of DNA-templated transcription. The coding region runs from base 600 to 5639 and encodes 1679 amino acids. The record is from RefSeq and is a predicted model, not a curated record. The transcript is spliced from 7 exons.
GAAAGGCUGGCUCGCGGAAAGUAUCUGCAGUGUCCUGACAGUAUAUCUGUCCAAACGUUAACAAACUGUCCCGGAAAGUUAGGUGUAACUACCAGGUAAUGCAUAUGCAUGUUUUUUUUCCACACGUUUCCAAACAUCCUGCUCUUUCACCGCUGGCUUGGGUUUUAUGCUUUUCGAUUCAUUUCGACAAGGAACACACACGCAGACAGGCGCCAGUCCGUGUGGACAGGGGAGGAGGAAGAUAUUGUCCAUUGUACGCUGGUAGAGACAGCGCUGGUAACGGCAUGAAUAUCACCAAAUUUGUCCAAUCUUCCGGACGCUUUUCUUUGGAAUUGGUGGCGAUACUUGGACACUCGUCAGCACACUGCGUUUGGACUUUACCAUCUGGCGUCUGUUAAUGUCCAGAUGUGGCGGGUGACCACCCGAGAUGGGAGAUGGACAUAACAAGACCUAUAAUAGGAUGCUACUCAAUAGCUAAAGGCUGACGAUAUCCAUAUCUGGAGGACAUUGGACGAUAAAUAGUAGGAUGAGUGAGGAUUCCGUUGCCAGCACAGUUUGGUGAAGGGUAGGAACGGUGACCAAGCAGCAACACGACCAUCAUGCCAACCACCCAGGGAACGGGAGGGGCUGGCAGCCCACGGGUUCAGCGCUACCGUCCGGCCUCGGAGUUUGACAACGCCACCCUCGCCCAGAAGAGAGAGUACUGGAGGACUAAGAAACGAGAGCAGAGGGCUAAGUUGUCAGAGGUCAAGAAGGAGAGGUCAAAAGCAACAAACAGAGGAAGUAAAUCCUUGGACAGUAAUGCAGUCCAUAAAACCAUAACCUCAAUGCGGUUGAAUUCUGGUGCCUCUUGUUCAAUAGCAGGGUCUGCCCCUCCUUUGUUGAAUAGUGAUGGUUCCUACCAAACUUAUGUCGGCGGUGCACCUGUAGUCUUAUUGAAGGGAAAGGGCUCUGCUGUCUCCUAUAAUCAGAACCAUAGUGUUGAGGAAGGGGGCCAAAACUAUUCCUCAGCAAACCAAAAGGAGAGUUGGUUCCAGAGGAUAAAACUCAACAAAGUCUUGCCUCAGUUCCCAAUGUCCAGUGCAGGCCCAGGAAAAGGUGCAAUGGUCUGCAAGAUGGCAGUGAACAGUUAUCCAACAGGGAGCGCUGUGAUUGGAACAGUUACCUCAGCCAAACCCAAUGGAGUGCUUCUCAACAGUGGCUCCUUUGUGCCUCCGGUAAGAGUGGCGGUGAGAGCCUCAGGCUCUGCACCUCGCCAACCACAGAGCGGAAUGACUAUUCUCAAUGGCAGUUCUCCUGUAGUGUCAUCUGAGCAGCAUCUGACCACCCAGAGUGUAUCAAGGCCCGAUGCAAUGACAAAGACGCAAGUUACAGUGUCUGUUCAGCCUAGAUCGCUAACAACUAACAUUACCACAGGGAUAGCCAUCGUGACCACUCAAUCUGCCCCUAUGCUCGCUCAAAAACCAGGGGUUAGGCCUAGAGGGAUGAAAGUAACACCGCUAGGCGGGAAAAAGAGUGCUGUGGUCGCGACCCAAGAAGUUAGAAGCAUCAACGACACAUCAGCUACACUGGAGACUGAGGAGGAACGAGCCGCCAAGCGCAGAGAGAAUUGGCGCAUCAAGAAAAGAGAACAGCGAGCGAAGCAAGCGGCUAGGUUAAGCAAGGCCAGCAAAAGAAUCACUAACAUGGAGGUAUCGUUGCAGAAAGUAGAACUGUUACCAAACGUGGACGUUGAACGUCCCCAGUCCGCUUUGAGUGGACAGGGCCAGAGGCAGUGUGUUAGUAGGGUCAGUGCCCCGUUCAUCUCAGCCGGACGGCUGCUGAAGAACGCCAGAGCAGUGGCUAGCUUUGCUGUCAAAAGGGAGUCUGACGAUUCAAUCCUGGCUAAGCUAACCACAGUCGACGCUAAUGAACAGACCGUUCAGCUAAGUGCAGAGAAUCUGCAGGAGGCUAAAGCAACAAUGCAGACUGGUAUCACAUCUAAUAUCAUUGGUUAUAAACCAGCAGGGGAACCAAGCAGAAGGCUCCCUGGUCCAGUCCAGUUUGCCAACGUUAACCGAGUUAUGGUCCGUUGUAGGACUCCGAGACAGAGGUUCAUUGAAACCCACAGGAAUUUCCUGGGUCAGAGAAAGAUGAGGAAGUCCCCCUGUCAUGCCAAAGCCUUAACAACCUACAACGCACCACGAGAUGACUCAAAGGAGACACCCGAGCAGAGGGCGGCCCAGAUGCGGGAAUACUGGCGCAUCAAGAAGCGGGAGCAGCGAGCCAAGCUUUCUGGCGAAGUCCGAGCUAAGAUGAAGGAGAGGGAUGCUCUGAUGCAAAGAGUCAAGCGUUACCAGAGCAUCCUGGAGGAUAUGAGGAAGGACAGAGCAGCGGGCUGCAACACGCUCCCACAACCAACAGAAAAUAGGCCUACUCACACCAGCGCCUCAGAGAUCAUUGGAGGUUUCAUCAUGGAGGAUGGCACAGUGACCAAUAAUAUUCCUCAAAUUGAUCUCACUACAGAAGCGAAAGAGACUGGGGGUGAAAUUGGUAGCAGUAGUGGGAUGCCUGUUAAUAAUUUAUUUACCAACACACACCGCCAACACCAACUGCUUCCCAAACCUACUGGUGAUGCCUUUAGUAAUGUGGUGUUAAGUCAUCAAACACAGGAAAACCCACCACCUCCUCUAAUCCAUUCUGCUCCGUUUCAAGUCUCUUGUCCUCCCGUCGGCCUGUCCAUCAUGAAUCCUCCCAGGUUGGUUUCAAUCAGACCGAGGACUGAAUUUCGCAGCACACCGAAAAACCUCUUGAAUUUACACACAGUCUUCCAGCCCCAGAGUCAUAUCACACUCACACACCCUCAAAACAUCCAAAACACCUUUCCUGGUGUGCCUACAGCAAUGCCAAAGCCGGCUAGCUGUGUCAUGCAGAUGGCUGUCAAAGCUUCUACAGCAUCAGCAGUGCUUAACUUGGACCCAAAGCUAACAGAGGAGGAAAGUAUGGCUAAGAAGAGGGAGUACUGGAGGGUAAAGAAACGAGAGCAGAGGGCAGCCCGCGCCAUCCGCCUAAGGCAAGGAGUUCAAGCUCGGGGAAAUGCUGCCUCACAGAAGAGGCGGAACCAAAGGUUAGCGCGAUUAGCCAAUCCCAAUGUCAACACCUCUGUCAGCCACACACACACGAUCAAGCCUCUCUCAAACACCAGUCUGCCCAUGCCUCCACUGGGAAACCAAAUAAAAAAAGAAAGAGAAUCAAUCUCAACACAUGCUCCAUGUCCUCCACUGGAACAACCCCUCUGUGUUGAUAUCAAACUGUCCCCGUCUCCACCACAUCCAGAGCCACCAGACCUAGCCUUGAGUGCUGACAGCCAGGCCACCACUCUCCUGGCAGUGGCCUCUAUGAAGAAGCUUCUGGAGGAAUCUCUCAGCACUGUGGCUGACUGUAAAACGGAACAGCCUGACUGUAUUACAGAACAGCUGCCUUGUAAAAGUGAACCCCAGGCUUGUUCCUCCGAGGAGAAUGCCGUCCAGAUUGAGGUCAAGCCAAAUCUACCUCUGCUCACCCUGGGAGACGAGGAGAAAGCCUCCAGAUCUGGUGACCUAUUGUUGGAGGUCAAAGGGUGGCAGGUGGAUGCUGAUGCCCCGCCACCAUGUCAGGUGACCAUUCGUCCACUGAGUCCUCAUCCUAAGGACUCUCCCCUAUCCAGUCCUUGUGCUAACACCCUCUCUUUCUCAGCUUCCCCUCUCAAUCGGUCCGAACCCCCCUCUCACACACCCACACAAUCUUGCUCCCACAAGGCAGCUUCCGGAGAACCACCCCUCCCUGUCCCUCGUAGAGCCCAGAGGUUGCGUGCCAAAAAAGCAGGCCACCACCACUGCUGCUCCCCAGAACCUCCAAAGCUACAUCACCAGCCACCACAACAACAACCAACUUGCCAACUUCAAAAUCAACACCAGCGUCAACAACAUCAAAAACACCCCCAACAACAGCAGCAGCGUCAGCAACAUCACCACGCCCCGGCGGUGACAGACCAGAAUGUGACUCUGCAGAAGAAGAGGGAGUACUGGAGGAUGAUGAAGAGGCAGCAGAGAGCCAGGAAGGCUCGGCAGGGCGGAGGGGGGCUGAGGCAGGGGGACUACAGCAGACGACUAGCCCUCAAAGCAGCACAGGCUCCGAAUCUCCAUAUUGUCAAGACUCCGACACAGAGGCCAGUGCAGAGAGGCGGGAGCUUCAGUCUCCGAGCCGCACCAUUGCUCAAACCCCAGCCCUCCCCCCUUCUCCAGCCUAUAUCUCCCCCUGACUCUGGACCUCAGGCAAGCCUCAGCAUGGUCACCAACAUCCCUACACUUCUGGUUGUGAGCCCCAGCACCUCCAACAUGGGACAGCCAUCUGAUACACUACAGCUCAGACCUCCGGUCAACUGUACCAGUAUUUCCAAUUCAUCCAUUGGCCACACAGGGUCCCCCCAGACAUCUCACAGCUUCAGUACCGCAUUUCUCCCUGUAGGAGGCGGUGUCACUGUCCCUCCAUUGGGUGAGGGGAAGAAAGGCGGGCUGCUAUUGGUGGAGAGCCAACAGGAAGCGGCCCCGGGGUCCAGCCCUGACUCGCCACGUGUUAGAAAAUGGCGAUUGCAAGUGCAGGAAAUCUCAGACGCAGACGCCUCACCCAUCGCUACUCUCACACCUCCGCCCAACCCUCUUACUAGCAUCAAGCUCUUACCAAUUCAUCCUCCCAGUCAAAGGUCCACGUUCACACCAACACAGACUCCUUUCAAAUGUCAAGGUGCUCAGAUUCCUCAAAGUGGGAAUUUACUAAAUGUAGGAUUGCCUACAAUGCAGAGGCUCACCAGAAGCCCCAUCUACAUAAGCUCCAUGGGUCCGCCCAAGCCAGUGCCGGGGGAGUCUGAAGAGGAGACUCUGAGGAAGAAGAGGGAGUACUGGAGAGUGAAGAAGAAGGAACAGAGAGCUAGGAAGGCCAUGAGGGACAGGGAGCUGACUGAGAAGAGGGCUUCGGUCAACUGGAGGCCCAUCCUCCCCAGCAGUCAGCCUCAACACCUGCUGCAGGGGCUGGAUACACAGUUAAUUUCCAUUAGGGCUGACCGUCAUUUUUCUCAACCAAAGGAACAGGAUCCUGAGCAGUGGGUCAACACCUCGGAGGGCUCUGAACUACAUCUAAGUACUUCCACAGAGACAGACAUGGGCUACUUUCCUGACCAAAGCCAUCCGGAACCUACAGAAGAGGAAUCAGAGCUCCUUUUCCCAGACGGUGAUCAUAACGACAACUACAACGGCCCCAUCUCAGAUGCUGUAUGGAGGAACUGCUACCUCAUGGACUACGACCCCCUGAACCAGCUGCUGGUGUGCAUGGUGUGCGGGGAGCUCCAGUACUCCCACAGCCUGGAGGGGGUGAGGGCCCACAUCGAGGAGGCCCACCCGGACACCCUGAGCCUGGUGCCCCCGGAGCGCCGGCACAUCCUGGAGGCCUGGGACGAACAGGUGUCCAGGAGAGAACUUUUCUUCACCAGCCAGCUGCAGCAGCACAGCGGUGGGAUGGGAGGGGACAGUGCCAACCUCCCAGCAGAAGUAGAAGUAAUGGUUGAUACAGAGGACUCGUCAUACCUGAAGAACAGCAAGAGCUCCAAAACCACCAACAGACUCUGAGAGCUAAGGUGAGCAUUUGAGCCUUCUUAAACAGUACAUUGAACUGACACCAUCCAUGUCUAAAUAUCACCACGUUCACCACAGCUCUGUACCAAGGGGGGUAUUCUUAUCUGUAAGAACACAUUUUCAUGAAACAUAUUUCUGACAUUGCACAUAUUGUCUAGACAUAUACCUACUUAUGUGUCUUGAUUUGCAGAAGAAGCACAAAUCACUAAAUGCCAGACAGCGUAAAUACAACAUUGUUCAGAAUUAGAGGAGGAAAAGAAAAACGUUACUGCUGGUUUCUUUUAAUGUCUGUUUAUUUAUUUUUAGAGCAGUUCACCUCUACAAAAGUUAAACUAAACUUGAACUGCAUACAUAGGUGACAUUGAACCACAAGAGAUGAGCUUUACCUCAUCAACUUUGGGAUACACACACACUCGCUGUUUUUGAAAGCGCAGUUUCGUAGCGAUUGUCAUUCUCUACUACUAAACCAAGUCUCCUAUGCCCGAAGCAAACAGUUAAUAUUCAUGUCGUCACUGGGUUCAAUAAUGUCAUUGUGCUUUAUGAAACACACUUAAGCAGACAGGAGGGCUCUCCUCGUCAACUGAAUGGGUUAACAUCCCUGUUUUAAUGCAUCCAUGACGAACAGGUCAGUUAUGUUCUUCAAUCUGAAUGAAUGACAUGUCCUUGGUCUAACUCAAUGUAUCAGAUAUGAUAUGAUGCAGGUUUAAGGGCAAAUCGCAGCCGUGUAAAUUUGACUUGAGACCAUGCGUCAUUUGAAAUUGUCUACGGGUGAUCAGCUGUUUGAUAUUCGUCUGUACAUACAGUACCAGUCAAAGGAUUGGACACACCUACUCAUUCCAGGGUUUUUCUUUGUUUGUACUAUUUUCUACAUUGUAUAAUAAUAGUGAAGGCAUCAAAACUAUGAAAUAACACAUAUGGAAUCAUGUAGUAAAUAUAAAAAGGGUUUAACACAUCAAAAUAGAUUUUCUAUUUUUAGAUUCUUCAAAGUAGCCAACUUUUGCCUUUGCACACUGUUGGAAUUCUCUCAACCAGCUUCAUGAGCACUUGUUGGCUGCUUUUCCUUCACUCUGUGGUCCAACUCAUCCCAAACCAUCU